Molecule: messenger RNA, 1536 nt
Organism: Penicillium atrosanguineum
Lineage: Eukaryota; Fungi; Ascomycota; Eurotiomycetes; Eurotiales; Aspergillaceae
Exons: 5
Coding region: 1-1536 (511 amino acids)
Biological process (GO): carbohydrate transport; transmembrane transport
Cellular component (GO): membrane
Molecular function (GO): carbohydrate:proton symporter activity
Source: RefSeq, a predicted model, not a curated record
AUGGCAAACUGGAAGGACUUACGUUCCCUUCAACAUGCAUCAUGGAACCUGGUGCUGGCCAUCAUCGUGAUCAGCGUCAUUGUGUUCAGCUAUGGAUUUGACACCAGUGUCUUUUCUACAAUCCAAGCUAUGGAUGCCUACGAAAAACGGUUCGGCUCCUAUAACCCCACAACAGAAGAGUGGGGAUUCAGCACGGAACAUCUUUCCUUCCUGAACUCCCUUGGCCUCCCCGCAAAAUGUAUGGGUGCCCUGUGUGGCCUCCUAGUCGCAGAGCGAUACGGCAGACGCACCUCAUACAUUAGUAUGCAGUUCAUCAUUAUCGUUGGCAUUGCCAUCAGCUACACCGCGAAGAACUAUGGUGCUGCGCUAGCUGGUCGAAUCAUUGUGCAGCUGUUCGUCGGAUGGGACAAUUUCUUGGCUCCAAUGUUUCUGGCUGAGAUUAGUCCUACCGCGCUUCGGGGUGCUAUCGUCGUGGUGUACGUAUUCGCACAUAUCUUUGGAUCGUUGAUCUGCUCUUUUGUGACAUUGGCAACUUCCAAGUUCGAGGGCGACUCAUCUUGGCAGCUUCCACUGGCCUCGAUGUUUGCUUUCCCACUCUUCGUUCUUGUGUUCUGCUGGUUCAUUCCAGAGAGUCCUCGAUGGCUUGUGCGAAAGGGUCGGCAUGAGGAUGCGGCCAAACAGCUUCGUUGGAUUAGAGGCUCAAAACUAUCUGAGCAGGAGGCGGAACACGAAAUGAGUACCCUCAAGCAAACCAUUGAACAAGAUCGUGAAACAAAGGGUCGAUGGUCAGAUUUCUUGAAAGGAAACAACAGGAGACGCCUCGUAAUCUCGAUUGCUGUCGCCAUCUUCAACCAAAUCACCGGACAGAGCUUCAUGAGCCAGUACGGAGCAAUCUUCAUCAAAAGCCUGAAGACAAUGAACACUUUCACCUUCACCGCGCUUUCGGCUACCAUUACAUGCGUCGGGCCUAUAAUCACAUUUUCACUGGUGGAUAUCGUUGGACGCCGCAUAUUCUACCUUGUCGGUGGUACAGCUUGUAUAACUGUUCUCUUCAUCUGUGGUGGCCUGGGCACAGGCGAUGUCACAACAUCAGACAAAACAGGUAUCGUGGCCGUCUGUAUGAUGUUCGGAUUCUUCUACGUCAUGUCAUUCGGAGCAAUUGGGGCCGUCACAGCGGCAGAAGUCUCACACCUGCGGUUACGUGAUAAGAACGCACUGGUCGUAUACUGCACCCAGUUUGUAUUCGACUUUAUUAUCACAUUGACUCUUCCAUAUCAUUUGAAUGCGGGGGAAGCGAACCUCCAAUCCAAGGUCGGGUUUAUUUACGGUAGUUGUGGGGCGGUUGGGCUUGUAUGGGCUUUCUUCUACCUACCGGACAUGACCGGUCGGUCUCUGGAGGAGUUGGAAGAGAUGUGGUCUCAGAUGGUUCCGGCUCGUGAGUUCAGAGAAUGGAAAUCCUCUAGCGACGAAUCAAGCGUCGAUGAAACGAGGAAGGUCACUGAAUACCCCAAGGCCGACACGGUGGAAAGUUGUUGA